Messenger RNA from Podarcis raffonei (Aeolian wall lizard), 4207 nucleotides. RefSeq names its product deleted in malignant brain tumors 1 protein-like. The coding region runs from base 29 to 4207 and encodes 1392 amino acids. The record is from RefSeq and is a predicted model, not a curated record. The transcript is spliced from 31 exons. Gene Ontology annotation, cellular component: membrane. NCBI's taxonomy places the organism in Eukaryota, Metazoa, Chordata, Lepidosauria, Squamata, Lacertidae.
AAUCAACAUAGAAGGCAAUCUGGCAAAAAUGAGUUCCUUCCUGAUCUUUACUUGGCUGUUCCUGUUUAAUGAAUUAUGUUUAAGUGCAUCAGUAUUAACCACAGAAUUCCCGCAAACUACCGUAUUAACCACAGAAUUCUCACAAACUACUGCCCCAGAAGUGCAAACAACUGAACUAACUUCAGAAGAGCCUGCUCAAGCUGAACAUUCCUUGCGAUUAGUUAAUGGAAGAAACAGAUGUGAAGGUCGCCUUGAAGUAUAUCAUAAUGGCAACUGGGGAACAGUCUGUGAUGAUAUUUGGAACCUGAAUCAUGCACGUGUGGUCUGUAGAGAACUUGGAUGUGGACCAGCUCUGUCAGCACCAGGAAGUGCCCAUUUCGGUGCAGGCUCAGGCAACAUCCUCCUGGACGAUGUGCAGUGCACAGGAAGUGAAUCUUCCCUACUUCAGUGUUCUCACAGAGGUUGGGGGACACACAACUGUGGUCAUUCUGAAGAUGCCAGUGUCAUUUGCUCAGCCUUGAGAUUGGUUAAUGGAAGAAACAGAUGUGAAGGUCGCCUUGAAGUAUAUCAUAAUGGCAACUGGGGAACAGUCUGUGAUGAUAUUUGGAACCUGAAUCAUGCACGUGUGGUCUGUAGAGAACUUGGAUGUGGACCAGCUCUGUCAGCACCAGGAAGUGCCCAUUUCGGUGCAGGCUCAGGCAACAUCCUCCUGGACGAUGUGCAGUGCACAGGAAGUGAAUCUUCCCUACUUCAGUGUUCUCACAGAGGUUGGGGGACACACAACUGUGGUCAUUCUGAAGAUGCCAGUGUCAUUUGCUCAGCCUUGAGAUUGGUUAAUGGAAGAAACAGAUGUGAAGGUCGCCUUGAGGUAUAUCAUAAUGGCAACUGGGGAACAGUCUGUGAUGACAUUUGGAAUCUCAAUCAUGCACACGUCGUCUGCAGAGAGCUUGGAUGUGGACCAGCUCAGUUAGCACCAGGAAAUGCCCAUUUUGGUCCAGGCUCAGGCAACAUCCUCCUGGACAAUGUGCAGUGCACAGGAAGCGAAUCUUCCCUGCUUCAGUGUUCUCACAGAGGUUGGGGAACACAUGACUGUGGUCAUCAUGAAGAUGCCAGUGUCAUUUGCUCAGCAUUAACCACAGAAUUCCCGCAAACUACCGCCCCAGAAGUGCAAACAACAGAACUAACUUCAGAAGAGCCUGCUCCAGCUGGUAAGGGGGCUUCUAAUCUUCUUCAUAAUAAAGUGCUAAAUCCUAGUCCUGAGUAUGUACAUGCAAAUAUCAAAGAAGGCAAUCUGGCAAAAAUGAGUUCCUUCCUGAUCUUUACUUGGCUGUUCCUGUUUAAUGAAAUAUGUUUAAGUGCAUCAGGAACAACAACUAUUGCAGAAACUACUGGACCAACAACUUCUGCACAAACUACUGGAAUCCAUGGAUGCGGUAAUACUUUCUCAAAUCCAUCUCAGUCAUUUUCUGGCCCGUAUUACAAUGGUGAUGGAAGCAUCAUACAGUGUCUCUGGACAAUCCAUUCCUAUGAUUCUAGCCCUAUAGUGCUAACUCUUGACUAUCUGAAUUUAGACUGUACUCAUGAAUAUGUUCAUGUCUAUGAUGGAAAUAUUUAUCAAUCAGCACUACUUGGGAAUAUAUGCAGUGGCUGGAGCUGGGUAUUCACUUCCUAUACAGGCACUAUGACAGUUCUGCUCCACAGACAGUCCUAUCGUGCAGGCUCUGGCUUUUUUGCCUAUUACAAUAUAGCAGCAUUAACCACAGAAUUCCCGCAAACUACCGAAGAAGUUCCUACAAGUGAAACAGCAGUUUCACCCAGAGAUGUUCCCAUGAGACUGGUCAGCGGGAACAACAUGUGUGAAGGACGCGUGGAACUGAACUACAGAGGAAGCUGGGGGACAGUCUGUGAUGAUGGCUGGGACUUAAAUGACGCACAGGUUGUCUGCAGAAAGCUUGGAUGUGGAUUGGCUUUGUCAGCACCAGGAAGUGCCCAUUUUGGCCAUGGCUCUGGCCAGAUUCUCCUGGAUGAUGUAAACUGCAGAGGGAAUGAACCUUCUCUGGAGCUGUGCUCUCAUCCGGGAUGGGAACGUCACAAUUGUGGUCAUCAUGAAGACGCUGGUGUCAUCUGCUCAGCUUCCGGAAGACCUAAUACAACAGAUGCUCCCAUGAGACUGGUCGGGGGGAACAACAUGUGUGAAGGACGUGUGGAACUCUACUACAGAGGAAGCUGGGGGACAGUCUGUGAUGAUGGCUGGGACUUAAAUGAUGCACAGGUUGUCUGCAGAAAGCUUGGAUGUGGAUUGGCUUUGUCAGCACCAGGAAGUGCCCAUUUUGGCCAUGGCUCUGGCCAGAUUCUCCUGGAUGAUGUAAACUGCAGAGGGAAUGAACCUUCUCUGGAGCUGUGCUCCCAUCGGGGCUGGGGAAGUCACAACUGUGGUCAUAGUGAAGACGCUGGUGUCAUCUGCUCAGCUUCCGGACGACCUAAUACAACAGCUCUUCCUACAAGUCCCACAGAAGUUAUAUCCAGAAAUGUUCCCAUGAGACUGGUCGGUGGGAACAACAUGUGUGAAGGACGCGUGGAACUGAACUACAGAGGAAGCUGGGGGACCGUCUGUGAUGAUGGCUGGGACUUAAAUGACGCACAGGUUGUCUGCAGAAAGCUUGGAUGUGGAUUGGCUUUGUCAGCACCAGGAAGUGCCCACUUUGGCCAUGGCUCUGGCCAGAUUCUCCUGGAUGAUGUAAACUGUAGAGGGAAUGAACCUUCUCUGGAGCUGUGCUCCCAUCGGGGCUGGGGAAGUCACAAUUGUGGUCAUCAUGAAGACGCUGGUGUCAUCUGCUCAGCUUCCAGACAACCUAAUACAACAGCUCUUCCUACAAGUCCCACAGAAGUUAUAUCCAGAAAUGUUCCCAUGAGACUGGUCGGUGGGAACAACAGGUGUGAAGGACGUGUGGAACUCAACUACAGAGGAAGCUGGGGAACGGUCUGUGAUGAUGGCUGGGACUUAAAUGACGCACAGGUUGUCUGCAGAAAGCUUGGAUGUGGAUUGGCUUUGUCAGCACCAGGAAGUGCCCGUUUUGGCCAUGGCUCUGGCCAGAUUCUCCUGGAUGAUGUAAACUGCAGAGGGAAUGAACCUUCUCUGGAGCUGUGCUCCCAUCGGGGCUGGGGAAGUCACAAUUGUGGUCAUCAUGAAGACGCUGGUGUCAUCUGCUCAGGUAACUUUCCCAUCCUUUAUGCUUUCUUGAGACUGGUCAAUGGAACCAACAGAUGUGAAGGCCGGCUUGAAGUCUACCACCAAGGAAACUGGGGGACAGUCUGCGAUGAUGAUUGGGAUAUAAAUGAUGCACAGGUUGUCUGCAGACAGCUUGGAUGUGGAUUGGCUCUAUCGGCAAGAGGAAGUGCCUAUUUUGGCCAAGGCACUGGCAAUAUUUUCCUGGAUGAUGUGAAGUGCAGAGGGAAUGAAACUUCUCUUCAGCAGUGCUCCCACAGAGGAUGGAAAAUCCAUAACUGUGUCCAUGUAGAAGAUGCUGGUGUGAUCUGCUCAGGAUUGUCCAAAGAUGGGUCCUUGAGACUGGUCAAUGGAACCAACAGAUGUGAAGGUCGCCUUGAAGUAUACCACAGAGGAAAUUGGGGGACAGUCUGUGACUAUGGUUGGGACAUAAAUGAUGCACAUGUUGUCUGCAGACAAAUUGGAUGUGGAUGGGCUCUGUCAGCUACAAAAGGCACCCAUUUUGGCCAAGGCUCUGGCAAUAUUCUCUUCGGUGGUGUGCAGUGUGGAGGAUAUGAAACUUCUUUUGGGUAUUGCCCCCAUCACGAUUGGGAAAUUCAUAAUUGUGGCCUUCAGGAUAUUGCUGGAGUCAUUUGCACAGGUAAGAUAGGACCUCUCUUACGGUUGCUUAAUGGAAGUAACAGGUGUGAAGGUCGCCUUGAAGUAUAUCAUGAUAGAACCUGGGGGACCGUCUGUGAUGAUCUUUGGAGCAUGAAUGAUGCACAUGUGGUCUGCAGAGAGCUUGGAUGUGGACCAGCUCUGUCAGCACCAGGAAGUGCCCGUUUUGGUCAAGGCUCGGGCAACAUCCUCCUGGACAAUGUGGAGUGUACAGGAAGUGAAUCUUCCCUGCUUCAGUGUUCUCACGCAGGUUGGGGCACACAUAACUGUGGUCAUCAGGAAGAUGCCAGUGUCAUCUGCUCAGGUAUUCCUAGGCUGGGCUAA